Drosophila willistoni is the source of this 1168-nucleotide messenger RNA. Its product is annotated as RNA exonuclease 4. The transcript has a single exon. Gene Ontology annotation, cellular component: nucleus. Bases 129 to 1034 code for a protein of 301 amino acids. Gene Ontology annotation, biological process: rRNA processing. Gene Ontology annotation, molecular function: 3'-5' exonuclease activity; nucleic acid binding. The record is from RefSeq and is a predicted model, not a curated record. Lineage: Eukaryota; Metazoa; Arthropoda; Insecta; Diptera; Drosophilidae.
CACAUUUUAUUUCAUCGAUAGAAUCUGUGGAAUUCACAGCUCUAUUCUUUUGCUUUAUAUUUAAUUUGGGAAAAAAAAUUGUAUAAAUAAACAGCACAAAUCGGUAAAAACGUUUGGCAAUUCGGUUAAUGGCUGCUAAAAUGUCGUCCAAAUCAACCACGCAACGCCAAAAACAGUUUGACGAGAAUCGCAAUAAGUCAGGUGCGAAUAAUAAUAACCACAACAAAAACAACAACAAACCCGCGGAUUCCCCGCGCUUACAGAAGUCCAUGGAACGGCUACAGGUGCAACAGCCAAAUGUAAACAGACGUGCAGCUGGCUCCAAUUGGCUGGCAGCCACUGCUCCAGCUACCAUCACAGCAUCUGGUAGUGAAAAUCAGAGAGAACAGAAGCCAAACACAUCAGGUGGAGGAGCUCCAGAUGGACCUCCUGCUAUGAGCAAAUCUGCUCAUAGGCGCUUAAAGAAGAAAGCAGAGCGCAAUCGUUAUCUGGCCAUGGACUGUGAAAUGGUUGGCGUCGGCUUCAAUGGCAAUGACGAUAUGCUGGCCCGUGUCUCUAUAGUCAAUCGUAAUGGGGAUGUGCUUUUGGAUAAGCAUGUGAAGCCGCGCCAAGAGGUCACUGACUAUCGCACAAGUGUAUCUGGCAUCCGCCCUCAGGAUAUAGCUAAUGGUGAGGAUUUUGCUGCCGUUCAGGAUGAGGUGGUGAAGCUAUUGCAUGGCAAAAUACUUGUCGGCCAUGCCCUGCGCAAUGAUCUCAAUGUGCUGAAUAUCAAACAUCCAUAUGAACACAUUAGGGACACAUCCCGUUAUAAGCCGCUCUCUAAGGUCGUCUCGAAUGGACAUACACCUAGCCUCAAGCGUCUCACCUUGGCUGUGUUGGGACAGGAGAUUCAAACGGGAGAACACAACUCAGUGGAGGAUGCACGCGCUGCCAUGGGUAUCUUUAAUCGCAUUGCUGACGACUGGGAGAAGCAUCUGGAGAAGCAACAGCAACAGCACCAGCACCAUCACCAUUACCAUGGCCAUCAUAAAUGAUAUGGCUCUUGGCCUUAGUAAUAAGAGAUUUAUAAAAAAUGUUUAGAUUUUAUUAUUUUCCCCUUCUCUUUAUCUUUGCCCAUUUGCAUUUGUAAAACUGUUGUUUAAUUGUAUAAAGAAGAUCUUAAGAAUCA